Oncorhynchus masou masou (cherry salmon) is the source of this 2466-nucleotide messenger RNA. RefSeq names its product volume-regulated anion channel subunit LRRC8B-like. Gene Ontology annotation, molecular function: protein binding. The coding region runs from base 1 to 2466 and encodes 821 amino acids. NCBI's taxonomy places the organism in Eukaryota, Metazoa, Chordata, Actinopteri, Salmoniformes, Salmonidae. The record is from RefSeq and is a predicted model, not a curated record. The transcript is spliced from 4 exons.
AUGCUCUCAGAAGGUGAGCUGAAGGACUUUGCCCAGGGCCAGUCCCUGUACCGUGUUCUCCAGCCCUGGUGGGAUGUCUUCAGCCACUACCUAUCCAUCAUGAUGUUCUCAAUCGGAACCCUCGGAGGAACUCUGCAGGUCACCCUCCGCAAGAUCGUCUGCGUCCCCUGUCAGAUGACAUCAGAUGACUUCUGUGUGGUUUUUAACCAUAGAGGCACCACAUUAAGAAAUGCCACUACUGAAGCCAGCUUCCCUCUCCUCCCCAAGGGCCUUUACAAGCUAGAUCUUCAGCAGUAUGCUUACGUUGACGCCGUGUGCUACGAAAAACAACUCCACUGGUUCGCCAAGUUCUUCCCCUACGUUGUGAUGCUAGAGACUCUGGCUCUUGUGAUUAUAAGCAACGUGUGGUUCAAGUACCCUAGCACCAGCUCCAGACUCAUGCACUUUGUCUCCAUUCUACACAAAUGCUGUGACUCUCCCUGGACCACCCGGGCCUUGUCCGAGACAGUGGCAGAGCAGGGUGGGGCCCAGCCCUCAAUGAGCAUGUGUAGUCCUGCUCUCCAGGCCUCUUCAACAUCAGACUGUAGCAGCAGAAGGCCAAUGGGGACAGAGUUUCUUAGCGUUUUAGACAAAAAGGAAGGUGAGCAGGCCAAAGCUAUCUUUGAGAAGGUGAAGAAAUUGAAAGUACACGUGGAGGACAAAGACAUCAUUUAUCACUUGUAUAUGAGGCAGAUCGUCACCAAGAUUGUGUUUCUGCUGUUCACCUUGGCCUAUAUCCCUUACGCAGCCUCACAUAUCCUGUUUGACGUUGACUGUGUGGUAGAUUCCCAAGCUCUGAUGCUGUUUCAGCCCUUUCACUGUGUUCACUCACUGGCCACCAUUUUCUGGCUCCUCUCCUUGGUUUACACAGUACUGAUGGUCAUUUACAGCUUGACUUGCUUCUACAGCUUCUGGUGGAUGAUGAGAAACUCUCUCAGGGAGUACUCCUUUGACUCAGUGAGGGAGGAGAGCAGCUUUAGCGACAUCCCCGAUGUCAAGAAUGACUUCGCCUUCAUCCUCCACCUCCUGGACCAGUAUAACCCUCUGUUCUCUAAACGCUUUGCAGUCUUCCUCUCAGAGGUCAGUGAGAAGAAACUGAGGCAGCUCAACCUGAACUACAUGUGGCCUUUGGAAAAGCUGACCCAGAAGGUGAUGCGUAACGCUCAGGACCAGAUAGAGCUCCAUCUCAUGCUCCUCAGCGGCAUCCCAGAGGCCGUGUUCGAUAUCAGGGAGCUAGAGGUGCUCAAGCUGCAGCUGAUACCGGAUCCUAGGCUCACGCAGAAGCUUACGCAGCUUGGGAACCUGAGAGAGAUCUGGCUGGAUCAUUCUCCUGCCACCGUAGACCUCAUGGCUCUGGGGUUUCUCUCUGAGAACCUGAGGAUCCUGAGGAUGAAGUUCACAGAGGUGGAACAGGCUCCCUGGUGGGUUUUCAGUUUGCGUAACCUGACCGAGCUCUAUCUGUAUGGAAAUAUGUUCAAUCAGGACAGCACGACGUUCGUCAACAGCCUACCCAAGCUCAAGAAUCUGAAGGUGUUAUUCAUCAAGUGCACCAUCACCGCCAUGCCGAAAGUGAUUACCAACUCAAUACCCUCGAUACAGAAGCUUUCCGUCGACAACGAAGGCACCCAACUCUCUGUCCUGCAGAGUCUGAAAAUGAUGUCACAGCUCACCUGCUUGGAGCUACUGAACUGUGAUCUCCAGCGGAUACCGAGUCAUAUCUUCAGCCUGAAGAACCUGCAAGAAAUAGACCUCAAAGGGAACAACCUCAAAACCAUUGAGGAGAUCAUCAGUUUCCAGCACCUUCCCAAGCUCUCUGUCCUGAAGCUGAAGUACAACAGUAUCACUUACAUCCCUGUCCACGUCGGCGUGCUGGGCAACCUGGAGCAGCUUCAUCUGGGUCAUAACCUCAUCAGCUGCAUGCCAGCGCAGCUGUUCCUGUGCAGCAGACUCUAUCUGCUAGACCUCAGUCACAACAAGCUGUCUGCCAUUCCUAUUGAAAUACAGGAACUGAAGAGACUGCAGCUCCUCAAUGUGUCUAACAAUAAUAUUGACCAUCUCCCAGAAGGUAUGUUCCAGUGUAAGACCCUCCAGUCCCUACUGCUAGGUCACAACAACCUGUCAGUGGUCCCCCACCAGGUGGGUGAGCUGACCAACCUGGUGGUGUUGGACCUGAGGGGGAACCAGCUGGAGAGCCUUCCUGCCGAGCUGGAGGAGUGCCACAGCCUGAUGCCUAGUGGCCUGCUGGUAGAGGACGGGCUGCUCAACUCUCUGCCCCCCAGUGUCAAGGAGGGCUUCCAGAGGCCUGAUAAGGAGUACCAGGGGAAAAUGGAGGCUGAAGGAGUAGGGAAUGCUCUCACCUCUAACCCCAUGAUCUGUAAUACAGCAGGACAUGGAGAUACGGCCUGCAGCGUGAUAUACUCCAUGUGA